GCAUUCAUUUUAAAAUUCGCUGUUAUGAACUAUGACGACCCAUGCCGCUAUUGGCUCACAGAACGUGGAUCUACGUUCUUUGAUUAGCUGCAACAGGCGGCGGCCAGCUGGCCACACGCGGAACGGAAGCUUGGUCCAUGGUGCUGACAGUGAACGCGUCUCCUUCUGAGUUUGACAUUUAUUAUGAGUCUCCGAGACCAUGUCACCACCAAAAAAGAAAAGGACGACAGACAUUAGAAGUUAUUUCGCUACCUCGGCUGUAAAUACAGUGAGGGGACCCAUAAGUUAGAUAUCUAUCACGCAACGCAUUUGUUGUAAAGUCCGGUGUUUAGUAAGGUCAGCACUGAAUGUGAGGUAGAAUAGGUCUGUUAACUAUGUAAUAUUUUUUCACAUAGGAUGCUCAGACAGCAGAGCAAGGGGCAGAGCAGAACGAUGGAGAGGUGGCUGGAGCUUCAGGCCUCCAGGUGAGGUGUUAGUUCUCAGAUAUGUAAUAUACUGUGAAAUUAUCUCAGUAAAUAUGGCAUUUGAAGUGUUAGUCUUAAAUGAAGUUAAGCUAGUGUGAAUACAAACCAGGUUACGCUUUGUUUGCUCUAUAGGAGGCAGUCAGUGUGCGUGCCAGUGACCAGGGAAGUCAAGGCAGCAGUGUCCUGGACAUGGGGAGUGCGCCAUACCAGCCUGAUGUAAAAUUCAUUGCAGCACAGCAGCUGCCCAAUAAAAGGUUGCUGUUUUAGGCCAAAUGGUUUAGCCUCUUCCCAUGGCUGCACUAUAGCCUCACCAUGCAAAAAGUUCUUUGUUUUGAGUGUGUCAAAGCCUUUACCAUCAAAACGACCUCCUUAGAAAAGAAACAUGAUCCUGCAUUUUGCCUAAAUGGUUUUGGCAAUUGGAAAAAUGCUUCUGAGAGCUUUACGCACCAUCAAAAUUCGAGGGCACACCAUCAUGCAGUCACUGUGAAUGCAAUGGAGCAAACUCCAGUCCAUACACAGCUGGCCAGUGCUUUAGCCAAAACACAGCAGGAUGCCAGGCACUGUCUUGUGGAAAUUAUGGAGUGUGUGAGGUAUCUGGCUAGGCCGGGAAUUGCAAUGAGAGGGCAUGCUUCAAAUGAGGGUAAUUUGUUCCACCUUGUGAAGUUAAAGGCAAAGGAUGACCCAGUGCUAACUUCCUGGCUGACUCGCUGCCAUGAUUAUGUAAGUCCCCAGUGCCAAAAUGAAUACUUGACUUUGUUUGGCCAUACAAUUGUGAGAGGAAUUGCUGCAAUGAUUAGGUCCCUCCCUGUUGUCCAAUUUUCUAUCAUUAUGGAUGGAACCCAUGACAUCCAGGGCAAAGAGCAGGUCUCCAUAUGCCUGAGGUAUGUUGAUCAAGACCUGGUGCCAGUCGAAGCAUUUAUCGGCUUGUAUGAUACACCAUCUACAACUGGUGAACAGAUGGCAAAACUAGCUCUGGACAUGCUUCUCAGACUGAACCUGUCUAUCUCAGGUGUGCGAGGACAGACGUAUGACAGGGCAGCAAAUAUGGCAGGCCGUUUUUCUGGCGCCCAGGCAGUGCUCAAAAAGGAGCAGCCUCUGGCAUUGUAUGUACAUUGUGGUGCACAUUGUGUCAACUUAAUUACCCAAUGUGCAUGCAAUUCUUCACCCUUACUGUGUGACGCACUUCAGUGGGUCCAUGAACUUGGAACACUGAGCAACCAAUCUGGCAAAUUUAAAGGCAUUCUGGCACAGCAUACUGUUCCAGAGGGGCCCACCAGGACAGUUAAACCACUCUGUCCCACAAGAUGGACUGUCCGUGGGCAAGCUGUGCAGGUAGUCCUCAAUGAAUAUGAGGCUAUCCUAAACAGUCUGGAGGAAAUGGCCUCACUCGGUUCCGACACAAGCACUAGGGCAAAUGGUCUAUUGGAGCGAUUCCAAAAAGGGAAGACCAUUUUAGGCCUCAAUCUAGCCACAGAGGUGCUCGGAGAGCUUGAGUGUUUGAACAAAUCCCUGCAGAAUCGUUCCCAAACCAUUGCCGGCAUGCAGACUGCAGUUCAAUAUGUAAGCUCAGCUAUUCAGGAGAAAAGGACUGAUGCAAAGUUUGCAGAAUUGUUUGAGAAGUCGGUGCAGAUGGUGGAUACUUUGGGGAUUGAAGUCAAUGAAAUUCCUCACCAAAGGAAACCCCCCAGGAGAUAUACUGGUCAGGCUAGUCAUCAUCAGCCAAAGACAGCAGAGGAAUUCUACAGGAUUGAGUUUUUCAAGGUCUUGGACUGUUUUGAUAUGCAGUUCAAAGACAGAUUCAACCAACCUGAUCUGGAGAAAUUCAAACAGGUUGAGGAUGUGCUCCUCACCGGUAAGGUUAAUGACACUAUUGGGGAGUACCCAGAGAUUAACAGGGAGAAUCUGGGCAUUCAACUUUCCAUGUUCUUUAACCAACAUCCACUAAAAUCAAGUGCACAAGCAGCAGAGAUACCGAGAGGGAUGCCCAGGGAAGUUCGUGGCCUAUUCAAUCAGGUGGAGACGCUUGUUAGGCUGUUAUUGGUGAUCCCUGUGGCCUCAGCGGAAGCUGAAAGAAGCUUCAGUGCUUUGAAAAGGCUGAAAAACUGGCUGAGGUCGACAAUGACCCAGCAGCGCCUUAACAACAUCAGUGUAUGCCAUGUGCAUCAAACAGCACUGGACCUCAUUGAUAUCAAGCAAAUUGGGCAGCAGUUUGUGUCUGUAAAUGACAGACGGAGGCAUGUGUUUGGUGCAUUUAAAUAACACUUUUUGCCAGUUGAUAAAGACAGACACACAUGAGCAUGC
Molecule: messenger RNA, 2765 nt
Organism: Xiphophorus couchianus (Monterrey platyfish)
Lineage: Eukaryota; Metazoa; Chordata; Actinopteri; Cyprinodontiformes; Poeciliidae
Product: zinc finger MYM-type protein 1-like
Exons: 2
Coding region: 777-2723 (648 amino acids)
Molecular function (GO): protein dimerization activity
Source: RefSeq, a predicted model, not a curated record